Messenger RNA from Symbiodinium sp. CCMP2456, 975 nucleotides. The record is from the annotation of a GenBank genome assembly. Lineage: Eukaryota; Dinophyceae; Suessiales; Symbiodiniaceae.
AUGGCGUCGCGGGAGGAUCCCAAGGAAGCUGCGCCGCCUGCCACGGUGGCCAGGUGCCUGACGCUGCAGCGGACGACCUCGAAAGUGGGUUUUCCUGGUCAGCCAACUAGCACGCAGAGCAGUACUGCUGCAUCGACUGCUGAACAGGAGUGCGUUGGGUUGUCGCAGGAGCACGAGUUUGUCUUUAUGCCGAAAGCGUACAGCGAGAUGGUUCCCAUGACCCGGGAAUCGUCGUUUGUGGGACCCGGGCCGGUCCGGGCAAACUCGGACGGCAUCGUGCAGUUUUUGCGGGCGGCACCCGACAUGGCUCCGACGCAGGAGGAAAUCCUCUUCUUUCCGAAAAGCUUUUCGGAGGUAGACAUGCCAUCAUCACGACUUUCGUUUCAGCAGACACCUGCACCGUCGAAUUCCGAUGGACUGCUUGCGAACCGGGCAUUUAUUCGCGCCGUGGAUGCUGCCAGAGCACAAGCGGCACAGCAGGCUCAGGUGCGCUUGCCGGACGGGGAUGUCUUGGCGAGCGUUGCGAAGGGGAAAACAUAUGAGGGCCGGAUUGUCAAGGCCUUCAAGUUGGGCCUGCUAAUCGAAAUCGACGCGGACGUUCGCGCAUUGCUUCGAUGGAAACACGUCAAGGGAGUGCCGAGGAAGCUGCUCAAGGAAGGUUGCUGGCUGGCAUUCCUUCGUGUCGACAAGGUGAAAGGAACGAGAGUGUGCUUAUGCCUGGAGUGCCCUGGCAGCGACAGCCACGAAACCAUCGAAGAGGAUGGCUACGAAGAAAUCCUUGCCCGGGUCCACGAGUGGGCUGGGCUUGAGCCAAAGGUGCUCGAUUUCGAGGGGACCGACCCCGUCGCCAAAAGGCAUCCUGGGCGAAACGGCCCACGGACUGUCGGCGAUGGGCUCCCCAUCCGUGGGCCUGCGCUGUUCAGCAUGAGCCGGCUCCAACGAGCCGGCAAAUGUGGCCCGCGGUGCCAGCUGUAG